UUAGACACAAUUUAAUUUUGUGAGCAUUGGUGGAAUCAUACUGAUCAACAUUAUAGAUAGCAUUUGGAUUUUCAUUUUAACAUUAGAACACUGUCUAUACUGUAGGGAAAAUAGGACUUAACUCGAAAACCAAAAUGGCAGAACGAAUGGAAACACCAUUACAAUUAGCGUCGGAUAGUGUGUAUGAUUGUCUUUGUUUCGGAUGCGAAGAGAGUGGUCUGCAAAUCGAGGCUCAACAUUUCUGCAAACGAUGUCAACGCUACUUUUGUGAAAACUGCGUCGGUCUGCAUAAUCAACUUUUCAAGACCCAUGUCGUUUUAGGGAAGGGAGAGAAAUCAGACUGGUCCCUUGCAGAAGCAAAGCUGGAUUAUAUAACAAAGUGCGAACAACAUCCGAAAGAAACGAUAAAGCUGUUUUGUAAGGGUCACAGAAAGCUGUGCUGCAUUUAUUGUUUGCUCUCUGAUCAUAAAAUUUGCGAAAACGUAGUUCGUAUCGGGGAAGAGGCGGAAGAAUUUGACGUUGAAGAGGAUUUUGAGAACCUCCCUCAAAAUAUUCUCGCUAGAUGUGAAACAAUAAACUCAGAACACAUCGAAAUGGAGAAGCAGCUUGAGACUCUGCAAUCCAGUUUUGACGAAACACUUCUAGAAGUCGCGUCUUUCCAAAAGAAAAUGACAGAUGCAAUUGAGAAGCUGGGUCAGUUGUCUACUUCGGAACUUAAAACAAUGUUUACCAGUAUUCAUGAAACCUGCAUCAAUGAAAUUCAACGUCAUUCAGAGAUUAAUCAAAGAUAUAAACAUCUCCAAAAAGGUCACGAAAGCAUAAAACAGGAUAAUAAGCAACUAGCGUUUAUACUGUGUAAGAAAUAUGAUGAACUUUACGAAGAAACAGACUCGCUAUAUAAACGAAAAGACAACAGGGAAAUUAGCUUCAGAUUCCAUGCUGAAGCAUCGAUGUUGCAGUUACUGUCCAAAUUGGCUAGCCUUGAAAAAGUUCAAACAUAUAAGAACGAGUCAAGUAAAGUCAUUAAAGUAUCAGAAAAGACCGAGUUUACUAUUUCAGAAGUUUCGGAAACGGGAAUGAUAAUUGGAAUAUGUGAAUUGGCAAACCGUAAGUUUAUAAUAGCUGAACGUUCUAACGCGAAGACUUACUUGUUAGAUGACUCGUUAAAAGUGGUGUCACAUCUUUAUUUGAAAAGCCACCCGCAAGAAAGUGUAACGUUAGUUUAUAUAGUGUUGCCGUUCUACUUGAUGAUGGUGAUCUCCUCUUUAUUCGUAUUAAUUAUCACCAAAUGACAACGGAGAGAAUAUUACAAUUGGGGAAAGGUUGUUCCGGUAUUGGAUACCACAACAACGAUAUAUUUGUAGGAAAAUCUACAAACAUCGUCCACUACAGUACUGCAGAAAAAAUCAAACAAGAAAUAUCUCUUCCACGUGGAUUUGUUAAAACCAUUUAAAUACAUUUGUAAAAGCAAUAUCCUAAUAUUUAUAACAAUACAUAAUACAUGUGAUGU
Molecule: messenger RNA, 1510 nt
Organism: Dreissena polymorpha
Lineage: Eukaryota; Metazoa; Mollusca; Bivalvia; Myida; Dreissenidae
Product: tripartite motif-containing protein 66-like
Exons: 2
Coding region: 135-1292 (385 amino acids)
Molecular function (GO): zinc ion binding
Source: RefSeq, a predicted model, not a curated record